This is a messenger RNA of Eupeodes corollae, 1818 nucleotides long. RefSeq names its product formin-J. The record is from RefSeq and is a predicted model, not a curated record. NCBI's taxonomy places the organism in Eukaryota, Metazoa, Arthropoda, Insecta, Diptera, Syrphidae. The transcript has 6 exons. The coding region runs from base 126 to 1784 and encodes 552 amino acids.
UUGUGAUGAAAUGUCAACAAAUUUUGUGAUUUUUGUCAUGUUUUUGUAAAAUGUAAAAGAAUUUUGUUUAUUUAUUUAAAUAAUUACUUUCUUAUCUGAAAUAUAAGAAAUUCAUUAAGUUCACCAUGAACUGCACAAUUUGUAUAAACGAUGGAAACAUCAAAACAAUGUACAAUGAUUGUAUAAUUGAGAGUCUGGAAAAAAUCAAAUUUCAUUACAUGAGUCUAAAAGGUAAACUAUGUGAAAAUGAACAACUCGUUAAGAAUCUCAAAGAAGAAAAUGAUAAAUUAAAAAAGACUGUGUGUGAUUUGGAAGAAAUUGAAAAUAAUGUCAUGAAAAAACGUCGAACAGCCAGUUGUGAAGAGGAUCACAAUGAUUCCGAAAUAUCAUUCUCUCAAAAACUUGCCACCACCAGCCCCAAGUCCAUAGCACAAAAAUCUGCUGAAGAUCUUAAUAUGGCUUUGAAUUUUGAUGAAGAAUUCGAACUAUCAUUCAUUCCAAGUACACAAGUUGUAGAGGCGGAGAAAAGAAUUAAACUAACAGCGUCUACGACGAAAGCGACGACGUCAGUGGCGGCCGCAACGUCGACUUCCAGAGAACCAUUGAAGACUUUACCGGUAAAGUCUGAACAAUUGGAAAACAAAGUAUUAAAUAUUAAAGAAGAAUUUAAAUCAGCAGAAGAACAGGAAAACCAAUGCAAUAAAAGUUCUUCUAGCCUCAAGAAAUCUUCCUCAUGGAUUUCAAAAGAAAAUGAUCUGAAAAAAUCAGUUUUGGGAUCAGUUCAAAAACGACCCAAUCGAAGUCUGAGACACACUAAGCAAGAAGUAAAAGCUACUAGCUUGUCCCUAAAGCCAGGCAAGCUCCGACAAACAAGACUCCAAUUGGACAUGAGUAAAAAUGUGUCCAACAACUUUUCUGACACGACUUUCUGUGAUGAAGCAAUCGAAGCCAGUCCCAAUGCUGAUUGUUCUGUAAAACGGAUCAAUUCUUCAAAGCAAUGGCAACUAAGAAAUAUAAGUUCCAAAAUAAUUAAAUCAGAAGAUGACUCGAUAUUGAAUUUUACAAAUCCAAGUCCAGAAAAAUCAUCAAAGUCACAAAGUCCACCUCAAAAUAAAUCCUUAGAGACUUCAAGUGUUGUAAUGUUUACACCAGCAUCACAAGAUAUUAUAUUUUUAGACGAUAGUUGUGAAAGCUACAAUAUUGAAUCAAUGGACUUAUUAAAGGAUUUAAUGAACCCAACUGAGAGCCUCAGUAAUUUGAAGCGAAUAGAAUCAGAUAGAAUCAAAAUGCUUCAAAAAACCAACGGCGGUAAUCCCACACACAUUCCCAGCAAGUGCUCAAAUUUAGAUGUGAAGCAGAAUACAAAACUAAAUCUCAAAACCGAGCAUGAAUUUGCCAAACCUAAGACUGUAGAAAAAACUGAAUUAUCAAAAAACGCUCUCACCGACAAUAAGACUCCCAGUAAAGAAAAUCUUACUAAUAGAAACAACAACAAAUCGAAUGGAUCGCCUGACAAAACGGAGAAAGUUCAAAGUGUUAAAAAAGCAAGAAUAUUUGACGUUGAUUGUCACGAAUGCCAAACGUACAUAAAAUAUCUGGGAGCUCGUCUCUCGGACGAAGAGAUUGAACAACAUAUCCGCAAUUGUACAAAUCACAAAAAACGAAUCGACAACAAUUUAACUCCUGAAGGAUUUUGGGAUCCCAUAAUUAAACCGUUUGCCAGUGAUGACCCUCGAAAUUUAACCAUAAUCGAUGAUCCCUUUAUUAUUAAGAAUACAAAAUAAAUGUUGAUUUUUCAUUUGCAAUGUUUUUCAUCUA